Molecule: messenger RNA, 1368 nt
Organism: Talaromyces amestolkiae
Lineage: Eukaryota; Fungi; Ascomycota; Eurotiomycetes; Eurotiales; Trichocomaceae
Exons: 4
Coding region: 1-1368 (455 amino acids)
Molecular function (GO): hydrolase activity, acting on carbon-nitrogen (but not peptide) bonds, in linear amidines
Source: RefSeq, a predicted model, not a curated record
AUGGUGCUACUCACCAAAGCCGCUGGAACCGUAAUCCGCCCAUUAACCGCAAGACGGUUAGCCUCGACAUCCACAACGCAAAGCCUCAAGAUCAAUUCCGCGCGACUAUGGGAGACUUUCCAUGACACAUGCAAAUGGGGUGCAGCUCAUCGAUAUAGCGACAAGCCCAUAGACACAGGCAUGGCCCGCCUCACCCUCACUGACGCCGACGCGACAGUGCGUCGAUGGCUAGGUGAUCAAGUGCAAGAAUUGGGAUGCACACUUCACGUAGACCAGAUGGGGAACAUGUUCGCUAGGCAGAAAGGUCGACUGAACUCGUCGGCGCCUAUGAUUGCCAUGGGUAGUCAUUUGGAUACUCAACCCCGAGGAGGGAGAUAUGAUGGUAUUUUGGGUGUUAUGGCGGCCUUGGAAGUGUUGAGAACGAUGAAAGAGAAUGGGUAUCAGACAGGGUUUGAUAUUGGUGAAGAAGGAGCUAGAUUCCCCAAAUCAAUGGCAUCAUCCGGUGUCUGGGCUGGAAGCAUCCCGCUUCAGGAAGCAUGGGAUCUACGUGAUAUCCACAACCCCGACAUAACCCUCAAAUCCGAACUUGAGCGACACGGCUACCUCGGCGAGAUCGCCUGUUCAUACGACACUACAACUGGAUACCCGCUUGGCGCACAUUUCGAGCUGCAUAUUGAACAGGGACCCAUUUUGGAACAGACGCAACGAUCCAUAGGCAUCGUUCAAGGUGCGCAGGCAUACAGAUGGCUGAGUUUCACCGUCUCCGGCCGGGACGCGCAUACCGGCACAACACCAUUCAGCGCACGUAAAGACCCGCUUCUCGCAGCUUCGAGGAUGAUUGCGUCCUCUAACGGGAUUGCGCAGCGACACGGCGCAUUGGCGUCAACAGGGAUAUUCAAAAUUCCAUCCAACGCAUCUACAAAUACGAUUGCUUCAGAAGUGACGUUUACGCUCGACAUCCGACAUCCAGAUGACAGGGUGGUUGAUGUAGUGCAGGCAGAAUGUCUCGAAUCAUUCAAUAAAAUUGCUGCGCAGGAUGGAAAGGGGGUUUCGUUUACGUGGCAAAUCGACACUGAUUCUCCUGCUGUUCGAUUUGAUAAGAAUUGCAUUGAUGCAGUGAAAGCUGCGGCACAUAAUCUCGUCGGACCGGAUGGGUAUAUGGAUAUCACCAGCGGUGCUGGUCACGAUAGCGUGUAUACCAGUCAACGCUGCCCGACGACGAUGAUUUUUGUGCCUUGUCGUGAUGGAGUCAGUCAUCAUCCGGAGGAGUACUGUUCGCCGGAAGACUGUGCGAUUGGGACACAGGCUUUGUUGGAGGCUGUGGUUUACUAUGAUAGGUUUCGAACGAAGCAGGAUACAGCUUCAUAG